AUGAAUGUUACGUGUGGUUAUCAAUUUGUUAACCAUUAUUACGGUGUAAACGAAUAUGAUUUAACUAAAAUUUAUUUGGAAAAGUUUAUCUUACGUGUAUCAGACUCGGGAAAUGUAUGUAUGAACUUAGAAAAAUCAGGAAUGUCAAAAACACUCCCUAGUAAUCAUCGUGUGACAUCAUCGACAUCAUUCCAUACCCCCACAACACCGUUGACGGACGUUUUGUCGACUAGUGGUAGAGAUGGCAAUAAUACAUUAUUGGAAUUCCCUAAACUCAACCAACAAAUACAAAAUUCUAAUGUAUCAACAACGACUAAUGAAACAUCGUCCUCACCCAUACAACGAGAGGGAGCAACAGCAUCAACCGCAAGUGGAACUCGAUACGAGUCUUCUUCUUUCGUUCGUCGUCCACAACAUAAUUUUUCAGAACAACCACCAUUUUCAUCUGUAAUUAUUGGCACUCAACAAGAUAAAACGAAAACUACACCGAUAGUGACCAACUUCGAUGAACGUGUCAGUGACCAAUUACUCAAUUGUUUAAGUAUUCAGACGAAUGUUAUAAAGAAUUUGACUCAAUACUCACAACAUAUAUCAUUACAAUUGUCUGAAAUUAAGAAUACAGUUGAAAUGCUCUGUAAUCGAGUAUCAAUUCAGCAACAACAACAACAACAACAACACGUUCCUCAACAACCUGUGUAUCCUUACCCUACUUCGCAAAAUGUUUAUAACCAACCACAAUUAGCACAAUAUCAACAACAUAUUCGUCAACCGUUUCUUUCAACUAUACCAUCUAUGCAACCAUCACCGCCUCUAUCAAUAUCAGCAUUUCCGAGUUUCUCAACGCAACCUCCAUUCGCAGGCGUUUAUCAAAUUCCAGCAAUAACUCCUCAACCACCAUCUAAUGGAUCACUCUAUCAUCAGACAUAUUCUAUAUACCCUCCUCAGUCGAAUCAGUUUGGUGUACUAAAACCAUCACAAACAUUCGAAGUAUAUCCAACACAAUCUCCUUUGGCAACUUCUGUAUCAUCGAUAGGAACAACGACCACAACAAUAUUUCCUGGACAGGGCAUGCCAGUAUUUGGUUCAACGCCCAAAAAAAAUGACAGUGUUCAUAUGCCUGACGAGAAUGAUGAGGAUGUUGAUGAAUCAGAAAAACCGUAUGA
Messenger RNA from Didymodactylos carnosus, 1163 nucleotides. The record is from the annotation of a GenBank genome assembly. Lineage: Eukaryota; Metazoa; Rotifera; Eurotatoria; Philodinida; Philodinidae.